Molecule: messenger RNA, 669 nt
Organism: Penicillium alfredii
Lineage: Eukaryota; Fungi; Ascomycota; Eurotiomycetes; Eurotiales; Aspergillaceae
Exons: 4
Coding region: 1-669 (222 amino acids)
Source: RefSeq, a predicted model, not a curated record
AUGGUCUACUACUUCACUUCGAAUGUGGUCAGCCCAUCGGCCUUUAUUUACGUCGGCAAGGACAAGUUUGAAAAUGAGGACCUCAUUAAAUUUGGAUUGGACCACGAUGUCUGGUGCGCUUUGUCUCCUUUCGAUUGCCGGUUCCACGUCGAUAACUUGUCGAGUGCACAUGCAUACCUCCGUCUCCGGGAGGGCGAGACAUGGGAUCAGAUCCCCCAGCCACUUCUAGACGAUUGUGCACAGCUCACGAAAGCGAAUUCCAUUGAGGGAAACAAGAAGGAUAACAUCACUGUCAUCUACACACCAUGGUCGAACCUCCUUAAAGAUGGGUCGAUGGCCACCGGCCAAGUCACAUUCCAUAAUCACAAGCUGGUCCGCAAAGUCUUUGUGCCACAAAGAGAGAAUCCGAUUGUCAACCGGCUCAAUAAGACUCGCGUUGAAAAAUUCCCCGAUCUACGGGCCGAGAAGGAAGAGUUUUUGAAGAAGAAGCGACACGAUGAACGAAAGGUCCGAGAAGAGCAGCGCGCCCGCGAGAAGCAAGAGAAGAGAGACCGUGAACAGUUGAAAUGGCAAAAGAACCACGCUUAUGACGACAUGUUCAGCCAGGAAAACAUGGAGGCCAGCAACAACCAGGAUCGUGAUCCGGAUUUCCUCGACGACUUUAUGUGA